UCACACAACAAACGAUUCCUUCUCUUUUUGUGGAGGAAAAACAACCGAGAGCUGAAAUAAAAGGCCGAAAGGGAAAAACAGAGUGCUGAGAGAGAACCCACAAAAAAACAAUGGCUCUCAAACUCAGUCUUUUCACCUCUCAACCUCCAAAGCUGCCAUCUUUUGCUCUCCAGCAAAAGUCCACUCUCAGAUCUCCCAAGUUCUUCAUGGCUUCCACCCUCAGCUCUGCCUCUAAGGAGGUUGAGAAUCUCAAGAAGCCCUUUACGCCUCCUCGGGAGGUGCAUGUUCAAGUCACCCACUCCAUGCCACCACAAAAGAUUGAAAUAUUUAAAUCUAUGGAGAAUUGGGCUGAACAGAACAUUUUGGUUCACCUGAAGCCAGUUGAGAAGUGUUGGCAACCACAGGAUUUUCUACCAGAUCCUGCCUCUGAUGGAUUUCAUGAUCAAGUUAAGGAACUACGGGAGAGGGCAAAGGAAAUUCCAGAUGAUUACUUUGUUGCUUUAGUUGGAGAUAUGAUUACAGAAGAAGCUCUUCCCACUUAUCAAACUAUGCUUAAUACCUUAGAUGGAGUUCGGGAUGAAACAGGUGCCAGCCCUACUUCUUGGGGAAUUUGGACUAGGGCAUGGACUGCUGAGGAGAACAGGCAUGGGGACCUACUCAAUAAGUAUCUCUACCUGACUGGACGAGUAGACAUGCGACAAAUUGAGAAGACAAUUCAGUAUUUGAUUGGGUCAGGAAUGGAUCCCCGAACUGAAAAUAGUCCCUACCUUGGUUUCAUCUAUACUUCAUUCCAAGAAAGGGCAACCUUUAUCUCCCAUGGGAACACAGCCAGGCAUGCCAAGGAACAUGGAGACUCAAAAUUGGCACAAAUAUGCGGCACAAUUGCUGCAGAUGAGAAGCGCCAUGAAACUGCCUACACCAAGAUAGUGGAAAAGCUAUUUGAGAUUGAUCCUGAUGGAACUGUCAUGGCAUUUGCCGACAUGAUGAGGAAGAAGAUCUCCAUGCCAGCCCACUUGAUGUAUGAUGGCCGUGAUGAUAACCUUUUUGAGCACUUCUCUGCUGUUGCACAACGGCUGGGUGUCUACACUGCCAGGGACUAUGCCGAUAUAUUGGAGUUUUUGGUGGGCAGAUGGAAUGUGGAAAAAAUGACUGGACUUUCGGCUGAGGGGCGGAAAGCACAGGAUUAUGUUUGUAGGUUACCUCCAAGAAUCAGAAGGCUAGAGGAAAGAGCUCAAGAAAGGGCCAAGGAGGCACCCACUGUUCCAUUCAGUUGGCUUUUUGAUAGAGAAGUGAAGCUCUAAAUGCAUUAUGGAAUAAAAAAAAGGUUUACUCCCCAGCAAAUACCUUCUCACUAAAUCAUAAAUAGAGGUAGAAGUUUUCAAGUUGCAUUUUGUUUCCCUAUUAUAUUCUUCCCUCCUAGUGUGGAGAGAAUUUGUUGGGGGAGUGACUCUGGCUGUAGAUACAGUUGUUUCUUGUGUGGUGUCAUUAGAUAUAUGCAGAGAAGGGCAGCUGUAGUUUUAAUGUUGUGUUCUUUUCAGUGUUAUGUCUUCUAUGAGUCUCUGUUCCUCCAUAGUUUUUAGUUUGUUCCGAGUGUAAGAAAACAAUCUUCAUGGCAAUUUUGAUGAUGAUGGAAAUCUCAAGUACUGCUUUAAGUUGUCCUA
Quercus lobata is the source of this 1661-nucleotide messenger RNA. RefSeq names its product stearoyl-[acyl-carrier-protein] 9-desaturase, chloroplastic. Gene Ontology annotation, cellular component: chloroplast stroma. Gene Ontology annotation, biological process: defense response; fatty acid biosynthetic process. The record is from RefSeq and is a predicted model, not a curated record. Gene Ontology annotation, molecular function: stearoyl-CoA 9-desaturase activity; stearoyl-[ACP] desaturase activity. Bases 111 to 1301 code for a protein of 396 amino acids. The transcript is spliced from 3 exons. Lineage: Eukaryota; Viridiplantae; Streptophyta; Magnoliopsida; Fagales; Fagaceae.